Messenger RNA from Phragmites australis (common reed), 2287 nucleotides. RefSeq lists its product as uncharacterized. Bases 157 to 2031 code for a protein of 624 amino acids. The transcript has 4 exons. The record is from RefSeq and is a predicted model, not a curated record. Lineage: Eukaryota; Viridiplantae; Streptophyta; Magnoliopsida; Poales; Poaceae.
CGUGUUUAACUCAUACAAGCUCCACACAGCCAUCUGUGCUGAUAAUUAACAUAGAAGGCAGCGUGUGCUACAUACCUCGAGCCAGCUAGGAAGCGGUGGCGGCAACCAAGGUGAUCGGCAUCUUAAUUAUUUAGCUGAAAGCAGGUCACGCCCGACAUGCAGAAGGUUACAAUUAGCAAUGUCUGGCACCGCCCCCUCGUCCUGAUACAAAAGGAAACUUUAAAAAAUAAACCAUUAGAAGAGACUGCAGUGGUGCGCGUCAAAGCGCCACUAGAAGCUACCAGCCGUGCCCUCAUCAACCUAGUCAUAGUGAUUGAUGUCAGCUGCAGCACGGCGGGGGAAGCAGCACUGUCGGCAAAGAAGCCGUCGAAGCUGUAUCUGCUGAAAAAAGCCUUGAGGUUUAUCAUAAGACAGCUUCGUACCGGUGACCAUCUCACCCUUGUGUUGAAUGACAACCUUACCCCUGAGAAUUUUAUAAUCUCCGAAGAUAUUCAGAAAUAUGCUGAAAAAAAGGUGGACGAGCUCUUGGCCAUGGAUGACACCGCGUUUAAACCCCGUUUAGAGGUUGCCGUAAAGAUCUUGGAUAAAGUAAAUAAUGGAGAGCAUAAGAAGCAUUUAUGCUUCAUCGUUCUCCUGUCCGAUGGGCUAGACGACAGCAAGUUCAACUGGAAGGACGGCAAGAACCUCGCCGAUGGUGAACACCUCAAGAAGUAUCCAGUCCACACCUUCGGCUUGUGCAAGGCUCACGACCCAGAGGCAUUGUUCCGCAUCGCCAAAGAAUCCCAAGGAACCUACUCAUCCAUUACCGAGAAUCUCAGCAGCAAGAUCAUUGAAGCCCUCGCUGUCUGCCUCGUUGGGCUCAAGAACGUCGUGGCCAAAAAUACUGUCGUCACGAUCACUGCCAAGAAUUAUAGAGCAUGGUCAACAGAGAUAACGGGAAUCUACUAUGGAGGUUAUUAUUACGAUACAAGCCCCAUCGACAUUGGCGUCCUUUACGCCGGUGAGGUGAAGGACUUGGUCGUUCACUUCAAAGUAAAAGUUCGUUAUUUGGAGCAGGGUGCUAGUACAUAUGCACCGCUUAGUGCUAAAGGAAAUUAUGAUAAUCCUGACGGGAAGGUCAUCAUCAUUAAGGAAUGCAAGCCGGAAUUUUCGGUUUACGCGCGCCUGAUCGAAACGCCCAUUGACGAAAGGCCUUUGCUUCCCUUCCCCGUGGUCCGGCUGCAGAUGGCCCGGAUCGAACUGUUGAAGGAUGUCAUGGCCAAAUCCCUAAAGGAAUUCGAAGACUGGAAGAAGCCGGCCAAGGGUGCUAAGGACAAAGGCGAUGUCCUGGAGACUGCGGCGUACCAGUAUCUGGAGAAAGAGUGGAAGAAUUUCAAGGAAAGCAACAAGUCCUGGAAGAAUGCACAGGAGAUCGGCCUCGACCUGGAGCACUUCGAGAACGACAUUGAAGCGAUGCUGAGCAGCCUGAAGCGCCUUGGAAUGGGCUGCGUCUACUCCUGGGUGUCUAGCUACGAGAUGCAGCGCGCCACGACCACGGGCUUGCCAACAACCGCGUUCCUCACGCCGAAAAUGCAGGCAGAGGUGCAGAAGGCACUGGAGAAGUCGGCGGAGGGCUCUACGUCCUCUGCGGCAGGCAGCACGCACCCGUCGCCGCCGGGGGAGGAGAGCGGCAAAAGCAACCACGCCAUCCAGCUAUUAAACUGGUUGGACAAUCAGUUGGAGCGAUGCUCCGAGCUGGACCAGUCGGUGCCGCCUGCAGCCAAGCCGUCGUCGAAGCAGAAAGGCGCCAAGGCCCGCGACCUCACCGACUACAUGCAGCGCCACAUGUACAAGGCCGCUGUGCAGACAAUUAACGAGUGGCGGGUCUCGUCCGGCAGCGGGAAACAGCCGCAUUACCUUGGAUCCGACAAGGGCGAGCAUGAAAGUGCCGCCGGUGCAGGCACACACCACAGCCAACAGAACCCCGCGAGAGAAGCUGCAGGGCCAAAAGCAAAAGGCCAUGAAAAAUCGGGUGACGGGACCUCACGGUAACGCGCCCCCUCCCACUCUCGAGACAAAAUGAUUUGAAGACGGGAUCGAUAGGCAAGACAGUGAUCGAGUUAUCUUCGUUUUUCGUCGUCGCCUCUCUCCCCCCUGUCCAUUUUAUUUCCCGUGUAUGAAAAAUGGUUGUUCUACUGUUAGUCGUGAUCAGCUGCGGCUUGCCUAACUUAUAUUGCUGCUUGAUCAGCAUGAUCAAGGGCUAGUAUACGUGUGUAAGUGAACUCCACUAUAUAUGUUUGUUUCUGAA